Penicillium cinerascens is the source of this 2067-nucleotide messenger RNA. Its product is annotated as LMBR1 domain-containing protein. NCBI's taxonomy places the organism in Eukaryota, Fungi, Ascomycota, Eurotiomycetes, Eurotiales, Aspergillaceae. Gene Ontology annotation, cellular component: membrane. The transcript is spliced from 2 exons. The record is from RefSeq and is a predicted model, not a curated record. Bases 1 to 2067 code for a protein of 688 amino acids.
AUGUUCUCCGUCUCCGUUCCGCCCGUCUCCGUGGGCUCCAACGUCUUCUUCGCCUUGGCCCUCUGCUCGAUCUCCGUCCUCGUUUUGCUGCUCUUGCGCCGCUUUGUGACCAUUCGCGCCACACCAGCUUACAUCCUCGUACCGAUAUUUCUGGCUCUCGCUCUCCCAGCCAGCGUUGUUCUCCUGGUUCCGAUCGAUUUAGCCUCCAGUUCGCGAGAUGGCACCGGCCCGAAGGCAAUCUGGUUGCCGGAUCGCGUGGUCCUGGUGUGCUGGCGCAUCGCCUAUUGGCUGAUCUUCAUGCUAACUUGGGCCAUCCUUCCGCUUUUGGGCGACUACGUCGACUCCGGAUACCGCGAACCCAAGGCCCGUAUCCUCUACUCCCUCCGCUCGAAUGCCCGGUACCAAUUGAUCGUCCUGGCAUGCGCAACUGUGGGGCUUAUCUAUGUCUCUAUCUCCAAUGGAUUUGACUUCACCUCGAUCAAGGGUCUGGUGAUGGCCCUAGCAUACGUGUGGGGUCUUGUGCUCGCCAUCUACCUGAUGGGUCACGGCUUGGUCUCGAUCCCGCGUAAUCUUUUCCGAAACGCCAACAUCAGCGGCCGGCUGCGCCGCUUUCAGGCACAUGCUCCCAAGGUGCAUGAGCGCUUGAUGGACGCGGUCAACGAACUGGAAAAUCUCAACUCGCAGGUUGAUCAGUUGCAGCAACGCAAGACUGGGACCGCUCGUGAUUUCCAGGAAUGGAUUGAGGAUCUAGCCGAGAGCUCCGGCUCUUCCGAUGUGCGCGUCCCGAUUCUCGAGUCGGCCGAUACUUCUGCCACCAUCCCGUCGGUUAUUACGGAGCGCUACCUGGCAGACCUGACAAGGCGGCUGCAGCGCGCGCGACAUAUGAAGGCACGAUUUGUGGAUGAGUGGGAUCGCCUGGUUCAAUCUGCAGCCGACUUAGAAACCAUCAUGAACUCCGCCGCGUCGAAGAAGCUCGAGUUUGCACCGGCUCCGCGCCGGUCGUCCUGCCUUCCUAAGAUGAAGUUUUUGACCCCAUACAUGCGCUAUCAGCUCUACUACAACAUUAUCCCCACCGUGAGACUCGCUUUUGGUGCCUUUUUCGCGGUAGCAUCCGUGUGCAUCGUCUGGUCGGAACUGAUCAAGUCUCUGGCGCCCCAACUGUCCGCCGUGACUUGGACUGUGGUACCGAAGUGGAAGGACGAGAAGCCUCUUGGGUUUGGCAACCAGGUCAUUGCCUCUGCGUGGCUGCUAUACAUGUGCGUUGCAGCCCUCGUAGGUGUCAAUGAUGUCCAGGUGUGGGGCAACCGGGCCCUCGUGCGCCGCAAUACCUAUGGCGAGAGUGCUUGCUGGUACGCCAGCCUCGUCGCUCGAUUGACCGUUCCCAUCGCCUAUAACUUUUUGACAUUCCUGCCUAAGGAUUUCCGCCGGGGUACCACAUUCUACAAGUUCCUCGGCCAGCUGAUCAACCUCACGCGUCUCGGUAAAUGGUUCGACUUCAUAUUCCCGAUCUUCAUUCUCCUUCCAAUCUGCGCAACUCUCUUCAACCUGUACGGUCGUAUUAAGAACAUCUGCGGAUUCGGCCUUGCAGAGGACGAUGAUAUUCACGAUGUCGAGAAUAACCCCGCCGGGUACGGUAUGGGUGGCUGGCGUGAAGGCCGGGACCUGAUCGAGCGCGAACUGAACGGCUACGGUACCUUAGCCGUCUCUUCUCGUGGUGGUCGUUCCACCUGGGCGUCUGACCGCGAGGAGGGUGACUCUCGUGGAUCAUCUCGGCUACGUGUCCCGGUUGCUGAGGGCUCGCGGUCUCCUCGGACUUCUCAAACCCAAAGACCCGUGACAGCUCCUACUGUGGUUGACGACGAGGAAGAAGAAGAGAACUUUUUCAAAUCUUUUGCCCACCGUGUGCGCAACACUUUUGAAACCACCAAUACCCCGCAAUGGUUUAAUGGUGGUGAGCCCUUGCGUCUGCCUCGCUGGAUGUCAGGCGAUAACACCACCACUGAGGACGGCGGUAUAAACCGGUUGUUUGGAGGCCGGGCUGUGCCUGGUCGGUUGCGCCUGGGCUAG